AUGAAGAGGACAAGACUGGAGGCGCCAAGCCCUGCCUGUUUAAAGGCCCAGCUCUGUCAGAACUUGAUUUGGCAUGAGCCCGCAGCCACCAGGGGGAAGGAACGCCACAGCAUAGGCCUGUCUCAACCUGUACCUGAGACGUGUUGCUGGGAGGAGAACAGUCUGUUUGUGUGUGUUGGGUUGGAGUACCUCUGGUGAGAGAUGGAGUAGAAACACAGUCACACAGAAACACACAGACACACACAGACACACACAGACACACAGACACACACAGUUAUGCAGGUGUGCUGCACUGUGCGUGUGUGUGUGUGUGUUCGGUAGGCUAAUGAAUGUGCAUUACACGCAAGUUGCAACCAUUUGAAAUAUACAGGAUGUCUCAUGAUCACACAUGCUGUUGUCCAUUGCAGUUACAGGGGAUGAAAAAGAGGGUUUGAUUCAUUGUAUCUAUCUGGUGCACACAGUUGGAACGGUCUUUGGUGUCAGGAAGGACAAGGUGUUGGGGGUGGCUUUUCUAAAGAAUGUCAUUUAUCAACAAAUAACAAAUCAAACAAGUCACGGUUUUUACUCUUGAUUAAAAAAAAACACCAAGUCACCUACCAACCUGCCACAGACAGAAGCUUAGUGUUUUUAUUCAUUAAAAAUAACAACGCUCCAAUUUUCUUCUCUCUUGACUCCUUGUCAAGCCUGUAAGUGGAGUCAACUGUAGUGACUGGCUGACUGUCUGAGUAGUCAACUGUAGUGACUGGCUGACUGUCUGAGUAGUCAACUGUAGUGACUGGCUGACUGACUGAUAGUCCAACUGUAGUGACUGGCUGACUGACUGAGUAGUCAACUGUAGUGACUGGCUGACUGACUGAGUAGUCAACUGUAGUGACUGGCUGACUGACUGAGUAGUCAACUGUAGUGACUGGCUGACUGACUGAGUAGUCAACUGUAGUGACUGGCUGACUGACUGAGUAGUCAACUGUAGUUGACUGGCUGACUGACUGAGUAGUCAACCUGUAGUGACUGGCUGACUGACUGAGUAGUCACUGUAGUGACGGGCUGACGUGAGUGUCAACUGUAGUGACUGGCUGACUGACUGAGUAGUCAACCUGUAGUGACUGGCUGACUGUCCUGAGUAGUCAACUGUAGUGACUGGCUGACUGACUGAGUAGUCAACUGUAGUGACUGGCUGACUGACUGAGUAGUCAACUGUAGUGACUGGCUGACUGACUGUCUGUCUGAGUAGUCAACUGUAGUGACUGGCUGACUGUCUGAGUAGUCAACUGUAGUGACUGGCUGACUGACUGUCUGAGUAGUCAACUGUAGUGACUGACUGACUGUCUGAGUAGUCAACUGUAGUGACUGGCUGACUGACUGUCUGAGUAGUCAACUGUAGUGACUGGCUGACUGACUGACUGUCUGAGUAGUCAACUGUAGUGACUGGCUGACUGACUGACUGUCUGAGUAGUCAACUGUAGUGACUGGCUGACUGUCUGAGUAGUCAACUGUAGUGACUGGCACUGACUGUCUGAGUAGUCAACUGUAGUGACUGGCUGACUGUCUGAGUAGUCAACUGUAGUGACUGGCUGACUGACUGACUGUCUGAGUAGUCAACUGUAGUGACUGCUGACUGACUGUCUGAGUAGUCAACUGUAGUGACUGACUGACUGUCUGAGUAGUCAACUGUAGUGACUGGCUGACUGUCUGAGUAGUCAACUGUAGUGACUGGCUGACUGACUGUCUGAGUAGUCAACUGUAGUGACUGGCUGACUGACUGACUGUCUGAGUAGUCAACUGUAGUGACUGACUGACUGUCUGAGUAGUCAACUGUAGUGACUGACUGACUGUCUGAGUAGUCAACUGUAGUGACGACUGACUGUCUGAGUAGUCAACUGUGUGACUGCUGACUGACUGAGUAGUCAACUGUAGUGACUGGCUGACUGUCUGAGUAGUCAACUGUAGUGACUGGCUGACUGAUCUGUUGAGUAGUCAACUGUAGUGACUGCUGACUGCUGAGUAGUCAACUGUAGUGACUGCUGACUGACUGUCUGAGUAGUCAACUGUAGUGACUGGCUGACUGUCUGAGUAGUCAACUGUAGUGACUGGCUGACUGUCUGAGUAGUCAACUGUAGUGACUGGCUGACUGUGUCUGAGUAGUCAACUGUAGUGACUGGCUGACUGUCUGAGUAGUCAACUGUAGUGACUGGCUGACUGUCUGAGUAGUCAACUGUAGUGACUGCUGACUGGACUGUCUGAGUAGUCAACUGUAGUGACUGGCUGACUGUCUGACUGUGAGUCAACUGUAGUGACUGGUGACUGACUGACUGUCUGAGUAGUCAACUGUAGUGACUGGCUGACUGACUGACUGUCUGAGUAGUCAACUGUAGUGACUGACUGACUGUCUGAGUAGUCAACUGUAGUGACUGACUGACUGACUGACUGUCUGAGUAGUCAACUGUAGUGACUGACUGACUGACUGACUGUCUGAGUAGUCAACUAUAGUGACUGGCUGUCUGUCUGAGUAGUCAACUAUAGUGACUGGCUGACUGUCUGAGUAGUCAACUGUAGUGACUGGCUGACUGACUGAGUAGUCAACUGUAGUGACUGACUGACUGACUGAGUAGUCAACUGUAGUGACUGGCUGACUGUCUGAGUAGUCAACUGUAGUGACUGGCUGACUGUACUGAGUAGUCAACUGUAGUGACUGGCUGACUGACUGACUGUCUGAGUAGUCAACUGUAGUGACUGACUGACUGUCUGAGUAGUCAACUGUAGUGACUGGCUGACUGACUGUCUGAGUAGUCAACUGUAGUGACUGGCUGACUGUCUGAGUAGUCAACUGUAGUGACUGACUGACUGUCUGAGUAGUCAACUGUAGUGACUGACUGACUGUCUGAGUAGUCAACUGUAGUGACUGACUGACUGACUGUCUGAGUAGUCAACUGUAGUGACUGACUGUCUGUCUGAGUAGUCAACUGUAGUGACUGGACUGACUGUCUGAGUAGUCAACUAUAGUGUAUGUCUGUCUGUCUGUGGAGCUAUGUACUCACGCUACCUGGUUCUCCCAAAGCAUUUUAGAAUUUUUGCAUUGUAAUUUCAUGAAAAGUCCAUAAUAUAUCUGCAAUAACAGUGGAAUGACAGUGUUUCACAGUAUUACUUAUCCGCCAGUGUUGUGAUUGGCUGUGAUAUUCGCCUAUUGAUUUCUCCCGCCGGAACGGCAUCUGUUGUCAAAAUGGGAAAGCUGUUCUGACUUUGUGGCUGUGUUAUCUAGUGGAAAUUGGGUCAAGUGGCCAAUGGAGAAAUCGCUCUGUCAUUUCCUGGUUGCAAAAAUUCUACACUGUUCGCUCAAUUUCAGAUUAUAAUAAAAUAAAAAAUAAAUUGGUCAUUUAGCAGACGCUCUUAUCCAGAGCGAUUUACAGGAGCAAUUAGGGUUAAGUGCCUUGCUCAAGGGCACAGACAGUUUUUUCACCUAGUCGGCUCGGGGAUUAGAACCAGCGACCUUUCGGUUACUGGCACAACGCUCUUAACCACUAAGCUACCUGCCGCCCUAUGAGAAAACAAGCACUGUAUAGUGUAGGGAAUCAUUGUACCAUCUAAAUCGCUGUGAAAUAUCUUCUCAAUAACAGAAAAUAUAGUUUUUACAGCUGUUCGAAAUUUAAAAGGCUGAAACGCGAGUCUCCGCCAUGUUACAGGAAAUGGGAUGCGGGGAGAUUUGUUUUGAAUGCAGCCUAGUGCUGUUGCAAUUCACCCAUCUUCCACGUGGGGCAGACAUUCUGAGACAUUUUAGGUGUAGUACCCUUUUUAAAUGGCUGACUUUGUCCCAAAUGGCACCCUAUUCCCUACAUAGUGCACUACUUUAGACCAGAGCCUUAUGGUAGCGCACUAUAUAGGGAAUAGGGUGCCAUUUGGGAUGCACCGUUGUGAUUUAAGCGGCUAUGUAUUGUGUUAGCAGUGUUUUCCCUGUGUGUGUGUGUGUGUGUGUCAUUCAUAUUGUGAAUGGCUCAUAAUUACAUAGUAACACAUGAGAGAGUACCGCGCCCUUCCUGGGAGAGGAGAAGAGGGCCACUGGGGGGCCACUGUGAGUGUUUUCCUUUCGGCAGCAGCUCCGUAGCAAACAUACCGCCAGCAGCACAUAGUCGCUCAAAGUUUGUGGCUUGAGGCCUGUGAUGGUUGAUCUUCAUCUGGCUGGCGGUGUGUGUGUUAACCUACAGGAUGGCACCAGUCUUAAACAACUGUUGUCUUCUGCCUCGAUCGUGGCUGAGAUACUGACAAUGCUUUAUGUUACCAUGUAUCGUGGCUGAGAUACUGAGAAUGCUUUAUGUUACCAUGUAUUGUUGUCCUUAGCUAAAUGAAUGGUCCGUUUUGAAAUUAUUCACAAGCACUGAACCCCCCUUUACGGCAUUUUAUUUUUUAUUUAUUUAUUUAACCUUUAUUUAACCAGAUAAGCCAGUUGAGAACAAGUUCUCAUUUACAACUGCGACCUGGCCAAGAUAAAGCAAAGCAGUGCGAUAAAAACAACAACACAGAGUUAGCAUAUCUCUCUCUGUCUCUCUCCCCCUCUCUCUCUCUCUCUCCCCCCCUCUCUCUCCCCCUCUCUCCUGUGUGUGUGUGUGUGUGUGUGUGUGUGUGUGUGUGUGUGUGUGUGUGUGUGUGUGUGUGUGUGUGUUGGAGGAGCUACUCUUGAUGAAAGGAAAGGGAGUGCUAGCUAGAUGGAUCGUCCUGGCACGAAGGAGAAGAGAGGAGACGUUUCCUUGCCAAGUAAAAGCUAGAUUGUGUAAUAAUAUUAAAAGUCAGACAGCUGCUGGGAUGGGCUCCUUUCAAUGGAACACAACUUAGUAGAGAUGGAAUUUAAUGUAGCAUUGUUCUAGCGCACCGAACACUGCCCCGGGACCUUUUCACAAUCUUCACAGGGCUUUGUCCCCCUUCAGAACAGGGCUUUGUCCCCCUUCAGAACAGGGCUUUGUCCCCCUUCAGAACAGGACUUUGUCCCCCUUCAGAACAGGGCUUUGUCCCCCUUCAGAACAGGGCUUUGUCCCCCUUCAGAACAGGGCUUUGUCCCCCUUCAGAACAGGACUUUGUCCCCCUUCAGAACAGGACUUUGUCCCCCUUCAGAACAGGACUUUGUCCCCCUUCAGAACAGGGCUUUGUCCCCCUUCAGAACAGGGCUUUGUCCCCCUUCAGAACAGGACUUUGUCCCCCUUCAGAACAGGACUUUGUCCCCCUUCAGAACAGGACUUUGUCCCCCUUCAGAACAGGACUUUGUCCCCCUUCAGAACAGGACUUUGUCCCCCUUCAGAACAGGACUUUGUCCCCCUUCAGAACAGGGCUUUGUCCCCCUUCAGAACAGGGCUUUGUCCCCCUUCAGAACAGGACUUUGUCCCCCUUCAGAACAGGGCUUUGUCCCCCUUCAGAACAGGGCUUUGUCCCCCUUCAGAACAGGACUUUGUCCCCCUUCAGAACAGGACUUUGUCCCCCUUCAGAACAGGACUUUGUCCCCCUUCAGAACAGGACUUUGUCCCCCUUCAGAACAGGACUUUGUCCCCCUUCAGAACAGGGCUUUGUCCCCCUUCAGAACAGGACUUUGUCCCCCUUCAGAACAGGGCUUUGUCCCCCUUCAGAACAGGACUUUGUCCCCCUUCAGAACAGGGCUUUGUCCCCCUUCAGAACAGGACUUUGUCCCCCUUCAGAACAGGACUUUGUCCCCCUUCAGAACAGGACUUUGUCCCCCUUCAGAACAGGGCUUUGUCCCCCUUCAGAACAGGGCUUUGUCCCCCUUCAGAACAGGACUUUGUCCCCCUUCAGAACAGGACUUUGUCCCCCUUCAGAACAGGACUUUGUCCCCCUUCAGAACAGGACUUUGUCCCCCUUCAGAACAGGGCUUUGUCCCCCUUCAGAACAGGACUUUGUCCCCCUUCAGAACAGGGCUUUGUCCCCCUUCAGAACAGGACUUUGUCCCCCUUCAGAACAGGGCUUUGUCCCCCUUCAGAACAGGACUUUGUCCCCCUUCAGAACAGGACUUUGUCCCCCUUCAGAACAGGACUUUGUCCCCCUUCAGAACAGGGCUUUGUCCCCCUUCAGAACAGGACUUUGUCCCCCUUCAGAACAGGACUUUGUCCCCCUUCAGAACAGGACUUUGUCCCCCUUCAGAACAGGACUUUGUCCCCCUUCAGAACAGGACUUUGUCCCCCUUCAGAACAGGACUUUGUCCCCCUUCAGAACAGGACUUUGUCCCCCUUCAGAACAGGGACUUUGUCCCCCUUCAGAACAGGACUUUGUCCCCCUUCAGAACAGGACUUUGUCCCCCUUCAGAACAGGACUUUGUCCCCCUUCAGAACAGGACUUUGUCCCCCUUCAGAACAGGACUUUGUCCCCCUUCAGAACAGGACUUUGCCCCCCUUCAGAACAGGACUUUGUCCCCCUUCAGAACAGGACUUUGUCCCCCUUCAGAACAGGGCUUUGUCCCCCUUCAGAACAGGACUUUGUCCCCCUUCAGAACAGGACUUUGUCCCCCUUCAGAACAGGGCUUUGUCCCCCUUCAGAACAGGGCUUUGUCCCCCUUCAGAACAGGACUUUGUCCCCCUUCAGAACAGGGCUUUGUCCCCCUUCAGAACAGGGCUUUGUCCCCCUUCAGAACAGAAGUGAACCUGACAGGCAACGUUUUCCAUCAUGUUCUCUUCACUGGAGCGAUUAAACACUGGGGUGCGUCCCAAAUGGUACCCUAUUCCCUAUAUUAUAGUGCACUACUUUUGACCAGGGCCCAUGGGCUAAAGUAGUGCACUAUAUAGGGAAUAGGGGGCCAUUUGGGACGUAAUAUGAAUGCUUACAAAGCAGCAGCAGGAAUCUGAGAAGUAUGGUUAUGUCUGGAAGAAUCAACUGACUGUUUUCUUUGAUGGCCUUUCUACCUUCUUACAGUGCCAGUUAGGCAGAUGACCACUAACUGACCCUUUGGGCAGAUGACCACUGACUGACCCUUUGGGCAGAUGACCACUGACUGACCCUUUGGGCAGAUGACCACUGACUGACCCUUUGGGCAGAUGACCACUGACUGACCCUUUGGGCAGAUGACCACUGACUGACCCUUUGGGCAGAUGACCACUGACUCACCCUUUGGGCAGAUGACCACUGACUGACCCUUUGGGCAGAUGACCACUGACUGGCCCUUUGGGCAGAUGACCACUGACUGACCCUUUGGGCAGAUGACCACUAACUGGCCCUUUGGGAAGAUGACCACUGACUGACCCCUUCUGUGUUUGGGAAUGAUUCAACCUCUGACUGUCCCAUUAGUCAGGUAGCACCAUAGCGUUGUGGAUGACAAGUCUUUCAGUGAGGAAACGUCCAUUCCUGCGGUCAGUGACACUGCUUAGUGUCAGCCAGGUAGUGGUGGUUACUGUGGUAACCACCUCUGACCUCAUUUCUACAGUAAGAGCCAGGAAGACUCAUCGAAUAUUCAUGACGAAACACACGAUGAGUGUCAUUGAGUCCUUGUUGGAUUGAGACCGAGACAUACAGUGCUAUGAGGAACCUCUGCCUACCUUGGCCAUCAGAUUGCAACACUGUGUCGUGUCCCCGUGUCUUGAAGAUGAAAUCCAGGUCCAGAGUUAAAGGAGGAAGGCCAAUUAAAUUGUCCCUGGAGGGAGGGGGUCCAUUUUAUUGCACCACUCCUCAGAAGUGGCUGGCUACUGCCCCGGAGCCCAACUACUAAGAGACAUUAGCUAGGUGUGUCCCAUCUAACAACAAUCAAACACACACACACACACACACACACACACAGAGAGCUUUACAUUAACAUUUUUAAUGGGUAGCAAUUAUAAAAAAGCUAUAAUGUUGAUACAGAAAUCUGUUUCAGUCAUUUGUGGAAUAUGUUUCUACAUUGUUUAAAAGCACUACCUCUUGAGAUGCAUUACAUUAAAUUCUACACUGUCUCUUUAAGAGUGUCCCGUUUGAGUGACAACAUGUAAGAGAUGAGUCAUUCACUGCUGUGAUCAUUGAUCUCCUGAAGAAGAGAUCCCUUUUCAUUUCUGUCUGUGUGUCCCCAGAUGUUUAGAUGUACUGGUAAUGUUACCAUGGCUACAUUCAGUAGACUACUGGUGAAGUAACCAGGUUGUUAUUUAGCCGAGGUAACAUGACUGAACAAGGUGUAAACAAAUGCCCGCAAGUGGUUUUGGAACGACCCACGAAAUGGUUUAUGAACAGGGCCUUAAAACAAUUAUUUAUAGAAAAACAACAAAAUUGCAUAUUCUAAUUGGAUGUUCUAAUUUCAAUUGCGCACCUCAAGAGACUGGUUUCGGCAUUGCUAACUGUUUCGGCAUGCUAACUGUUUCGGCAUCGCUAACUGUUUCGGCAUCGCUAACUGUUUUCGGCAUCGCUAACUGUUUUCGGCAUCGCUAACUGUUUCGGCAUCGCUAACUGUUUCGGCAUCGCUAACUGUUUCGGCAUCGCUAACUGUUUCGGCAUCGCUAACUGUUUUCGGCAUCGCUAACUGUUUUCGGCAUCGCUAACUGUUUUUGGCAUCGCUAACUGCCUUUACGUCUUCAGAAAAUCACUGAUGCAUUCUUUCAUAUUCUUUACAUGUUGGCUUUGGAUUGAACGAAUCGGCUCUCACCAAAAUGGUCGCCCUGCCCACACACACACACAUAUAUCACUGAUGAAGAGCGUGUGUGUGUGUGUGCGUGUGGGUGGGUGUGCAUGUUUCAGGCCAUAAUCACAGACCUGUCUUUAACCCUCUGUGCUACAGAUUUUGUUUUGAAGGCUAGAAUGUGUUGAUUUAUCUGUGGUCCUAAAGGUCAGUGGCUCCAGAUGCUCCAUUUCCAGAGGAUUCAUCCAUCUACUUUGUUGGUCUUAGCUUUGACUGUCCUGGGCCUGACAUUUAAAAUGUGACCUUUUUUAAAAAAAAUUGGUUAGUCUAGGAAUCUAACCCUUUGAACUCUCUUGUCUCUCUGCAGUACUGCAUUUUGUACACUUUUUGGUAAAGUUCAUGUUCAUGUUAAAUUAUCUUGAUGACAAGCGGCUCCUGAUGAGGUUUCUAUUUUGUGUUGAACUUUGAAGGCAAAGACAAAUGUCCACGUUGUGUGGACUGUUUCAUUUGAUUCAUUUACUGUACAGGUCACGAGUAGAGAGAUAGAACAGAGAGAGAGAAGAGAGCGAGCGAGAAGAGACGAGAGACGUAGAGAGAAGAGAGAAGACGAGCGAGAAAAGGAAAGAGGAGAGGAGAAGAAAGAGACAAGAGAGCGAGAGAACGCGAAACAACGAGCGAAAGAGAGAGAGAGAGAGAGCAGAAGGAGAGAGAGCAGAGAAGAGGGACAGAGAGAGAAAAGAGAGGAAAGAGAGAGUAGAGACAGAGAGAGCUAGAGAGAGAAAGAGGAGGCAAGAGAGCGAGAGAGGAGAGAGAGCAAGAGAGAGGAGAGGAGAGGAAGAGAGCGGCGAGAGGCGUGAGAGAGAGAGAGGCAGAGAGAGGAGACAAGAGCGCAGGACAGGAGAACGAGAGAGAGGAGAGCAGAGCGAGCGAAGAGAGGAGAGCGAGCGGCGAGCGCGAGAGAGAGACUCUAGAGAGAGAGCGGACGAGAGAGCGCGGGAGAGGCAAGAGAGAGAGGAGCGAGAGCGGAGCGCGCGCGAGGAGAGAGAGAGAGAUCGAGGAGAGAGUAUGCGAGAGCGAAGCGACGAGAAGGGACAGAGAGGAGAGCGAACGAGAGAAGAGCGAGAGAAGACCGGGCGCACUGGGGCGCUGAAAUCCGAAUUAGAGUCAGACGAGACUCGAGAAGCUCAUACGCUCGCAUGUAGCAGUCACUAGAGGAGACGCUAGAGAGUCGCGCGCUGACGAUCUCACGGCACCGCAGCUCAAGGAGAGAGGAGGAGUCUCCUCUCGUCUCUUCCUCUCUCUCCUCUCUAUCCUCUUCUCCUCUCUAUCUCUCUCUCUCUCUCUCUAUCUCUCUCUCUCUCCUCUCUCUCUCUCUCUCUCUCUCUCUCUCUCUCUCUCUCUCUCUCUCUCUCUCUCUCUCUCUCUCUCUCUCUCUCCAGUACUCUACAGAGCUGAAGAAGCUGUACUGUCAGAUCGCCAAGACGUGUCCCAUCCAGAUCAAGGUGCUGACCAACCCCCCGCAGGGCGCUGUUAUCAGAGCCAUGCCCGUUUACAAGAAGGCAGAGCACGUCACCGAGGUGGUCAAACGCUGCCCCAACCACGAGCUCAGCCGCGAGUUCAACGACGGUUAGUUAGUUAUAUGUCUCUCAGACACUCCUAAAGCACUGUUGAUAACAUAAUAUGUUUUUAUAAACUGUAAAAAACUGAACAUCUUAUUUUGGACAUUAAGCCCACGUAUAGGUGUUGAGUCACAUAUGAACAUGCAACAUAUUUUGCUGUUUGAGUUCAACGACCGCUAGUUAACUUAUCGCUCUCAGGAAAUGCUCCUUGCAGUGAGCAUUUAGUUACCAAUGUUUUGGAUCACUAUUAUUAUUAUCAUUAUUAACUAACCUUUACUCCUCAGAUGCUUCCUGUACCAUGACAUUAUUAACUAACCUUUACUCCUCAGAUGCUUCCUGUACCGUGACAUUAUUAACUAACCUUUACCUCUCAGAUGCUUCCUGUACCAUGACAUUAUUAACUAACCGUUACUCCUCAGAUGCUUCCUGUACCGUGACAUUAUUAACUAACCUUUACUCCUCAGAUGCUUCCUGUACCAUGACAUUAUUAACUCAAAUACCUUUGAUGAACCAUUGAUCUCUAAUUGAUCUUCUCUGAUAUGAACAUGCAACAUAUUUUGCUAUUUGAUAAGCUUAUGGUAUGUUGUGUUUGUAGGUCAGAUAGCCCCUCCCAGUCACCUGAUCCGAGUGGAGGGUAACAGCCACUCCCAGUAUCUGGAGGACUCCAUCACGGGCCGUCAGAGUGUGCUGGUCCCCUACGAGCCCCCCCAGGUAGGCUACAGUUCUCGCCUGUCUGCCCUCCUUACAAGCCCCCCCCCCCCCAGGCAGUGUAGAGUAAGACCUGUUACCACCAAGCCCCCCCCCAGGCAGUGUAGAGUAAGACCUGUUACCACCAAGCCCCCCCCCAGGCAGUGUAGAGUAAGCCCUGUCACCACCAAGCCCCCCCCCAGGCAGUGUAGAGUAAGCCCUGUCACCACCAAGCCCCCCCCCCAGGCAGUGUAGAGUAAGCCCUGUCACCACCAAGCCCCCCCCAGGCAGUGUAGAGUAAGCCCUGUCACCACCAAGCCCCCCCCCCAGGCAGUUGUAGAGUAAGCCCUUGUCACCACCAAGCCCCCCCCCAGGCAGUGUAGAGUAAGCCCUGUUACCACCAAGCCCCCCCAGGCAGUGUAGAGUAAGCCCUGUCACCACCAAGCCCCCCCCCAGGCAGUGUAGAGUAAGCCCUGUCACCACCAAGCCCCCCACCCCCUGGCGACAGACAGUCUCCAACCCCUGUCCACCUGCCUGUCCACCUUGUCUCUCCCCUGUCCCCUCUGUCAUCACGGUGUCACAACCACCACUCUAUCUAUCCGUCUGCAACACCCUACGUGUCUCAGACGGGGUCACCGCAGCCCCUGAACUUCUGUAAACCUGGCCGAGACACGUACUGGCCCUCUCAUAGCCCCCAUACCCCCCUCAUCCAAUCAGUCAUUGACUGUCAGCCCAGCAGCUGGUGUCCUCAAUAUCCCCUGACCCCUACUGGACCCCAUAAUGUGUCCUCCAUCAGUCCUGGCUCUGGACUGAACAUUUUAGUCGUUUAGCAGACGCUCUUAUCCAGAGCGACUUACAGUGCAGUUAGUGCAUACAUUUUUCAUACUGGCCCCCCUCGUGGGAAUCGAAACCCACAACCCUGGCGUUGCAAGCGCCACGCUCUACCAACUGAGCUACAGGAGGGGACACUCAGCACACUACCACCACUGUCAUAUUUAAAAGGCAGUGUUUAUGUCCAGAUGGUCAGAUGUGUAGUAACUGUGUUUUUAUAACCACUGACCAUUUCCCUCAGUCAUUCAUUUAUUUCUGUUUAUGUCCAGAUGUAUUGAGGUUGAGGUUUUAAUUCACUAACCUGCUGCUCUCUUCUCUUCCAGGUGGGCACAGAGUUCACCACAAUCCUGUAUAACUUCAUGUGUAACUCCAGCUGUGUGGGAGGCAUGAACCGACGCCCCAUCCUCAUCAUCGUCACCCUGGAAACCAGAGAGUAAGACAUUAGUGUUGUCAGUGGUUACUAGGGAUGCACAAUUUCUGGGAAACUUUCCCCAGUUGGAGGAUUCCCGGAAUCAGGAGUGGGAAUCUUCCAAACGGGAUUCAUGACAAACAAAGGAACUCUGGGGAAAUGUCCGUAUUGGGUAUCCCACCUCCUCAUAGAUGGUAAAUAAGUGUUACUGACCUGUCUGUCUGUCUGUCUGUCUCUCUCCUGCCUCCUAGUGGUCAGGUGUUGGGUCGGCGGUGCUUCGAGGCCAGGAUCUGUGCGUGCCCUGGCCGGGACCGUAAGGCGGACGAGGACAGCAUCCGCAAGCAGCAUGUUACUGAUGGAACAAAGACCAGUGAGGGUAUGAAACGCCGUAAGUAGUGCUGGGAGCUGGUGGAGGACUGACUGACUGCCUCUGAUUAUACCACACUCUAUCUGUCUCUCACACUGCAUGCUGCCAGCCCCCGUGCUGCCUCCUCCUGCUCUGUGCUGCCUCCUCCUGCUCUGUGCUGCGUCCUCCUGCUCUGUGCUGCGUCCUCCUGCUCUGUACUGUGCUGUGUCCUCCUGCUCUGUGCUGCGUCCUCCUGCUCUGUGCCGCCUCCUCCUGCUCUGUACUGUGCUGCCUCCUCCUGCUCUGUGCUGCCUCCUCCUGCUCUGUGCUGCGUCCUCCUGCUCUGUGCUGCGUCCUCCUGCUCUGUGCUCGUUUUCCAUCCUAUGCUUGCUGAGGUUAAUACAUAGGAUAAAGUUACCAUCAUCCCAGGUGUACCAGCCCAGGUACUUACCAGGCUUCUGUCCCCCUCCCCAGCCUUCCGCCAGGCCUCCCAUGGGAUCCAGAUGUCCUCCAUCAAGAAGAGAAGAUCCACAGAUGAGGAAGUGUUCUGUCUGCCUGUAAGUGUCUGCAGUCUGACCACAUUCCUCUCCUCCUUCUGCUGGGAUUUCCCCAGGGAAUUAAAAUGACCCCAUGAUGAUCCAUACAGUAUUGACUGACCAUGUGAAGUUCUGAUACUGUCUGUCCUAUAGAAAUAGAAUUGGAACCCAGAUGAACAUAUGACAGUCUCGUUGGGUACAGGAGGAAGAAAACAUUUAUAUGGAGAGCAUUUCAAAAUAAGAGCCUGAACUUCAGAACAAAAGUCCUCUGUCCAUACUGGCAAAACCAACCCUGUUAUAUAUACUAUGUAUACAAAAGUAUCUGGACACCACCUCAAAUUAGUGGAUUCGGCUAUUUCAGCCACACCCGUUGCUGACAGGUGUAUAAAAUCGAGCACACAGCCAUGCAAUCUCCAUGGACAAACAUUGGCAGUAGAAUGGCCUUACUGAAGAGCUCAGUGAGUCAGUUCGUCAAAUUUCUACCCUGCUAGAGCUGCCCCGGUCAACUGUAAGUGCUGUUGUGAGGUGGAAACGUCUAGGAGCAACAACGGCUCAUCCGUGAAGUGGUAGGCCACACAAUCUCACAGAACGGGACCGCCGAGUGCUGAAGCGCGUAAAAAUCGUAUGUCCUCGGUUGCAACACUCACUACCGAGUUCCAGACUGCCUCUAGAAGCAACGUCAGCACAAUAACUGUUUGUCGGGAGCUUAAUGAAAUGGGUUUCCAUGGCCGAGCAGCCACACACAAGCCUAAGAUCACCAUGCGCAAUGCCAAGCGUUGGCUGGAGUGGUGUAAAGCUCACCACCAUUGGACUCUGGAGCAGUGGAAACGCGUUCUCUGGAGUGAUGAAUCACGCUUCACCAUCUGGCAGUCCGACGGACGAUUCUGGGUUUGGCGGAUGCCAGGAGAACGCUACCUGCCCCAAUGCAUAGUGCCAACUGUAAAGAUUGGUAGAGGAGGACUAAUGGUCUGGGACUGUUUUUCAUGGUUCAGGCUCCUUAGUUCCAGUGAAGGGAAAUCUUAACGCUACAGCAUACAAUGACAUUCUAGAUGAUUCUGUGCUUCCAACUUUGUGGCAACAGUUUGUUGAAGGCCCUUUCCUGUUUCAGCAUGACAAUGCCCCCGUGCACAAAGUAAGGUCCAUACAGAAAUGGUUUGUCGAGAUCGGUGUGGAAGAACUUGACUGGCCUGCACAGAGCCCAGACCUCAACCCCAUCAAACACCUUUGGGAUGAAUUGGAACGCCGACUACGAGCCAGGCCUAAUCGCCCAACAUCAGUGCCCGACCUCACUAAUGCUCUUGUGGCUGAAUGGAAGCAAAUCCCCGCAGCAAUGUUCCAACAUCUAGCGUUAAGCCUUCCCAGAAGAUUGGAGGCUGUUAUAGCAGCAAAGGGGGGGACCAACUUCAUAUUAAUGCCCAGGAUUUUGGAAUGAGAUGUUCGACGAGCAGGUGUCCACAUACUUUUGGUCAUGUAAAGAAUGCUUUCUAUAAAACAAUAUUAUAUACGUCUCUGUGUGCAUUAUAUUAAUAUUGUGGAAUGUCCCAGCUGCUAACCAACUCCUCUCUCUCUCUCUCUGCCCCUGUAGAUUAAAGGCCGUGAAAUCUAUGAGAUUCUGGUGAAAAUCAAAGAGUCUCUGGAACUCAUGCAGUUUCUGCCUCAGCACACCGUGGAGUCGUACAGGCAGCAGCAGCAGAACAUCCUGCAGAAACAGUGAGUAUUCCUCCCUGUCAGACAAGAUCUAUUAGAUAAAGGAGAACUAUAUAAAGGUUCAGUAAAAAACUAGAACCAGUAGCUGAAACCACUGAGCUAGGCUUACAAACACUAAGCUGGUAACGAGGUCCUCCUCAGCUUCACUUCAUGGUCUGGUUCCUUGUUUUGUCUCAUAACUGCAUGCUUCACGGUUGACAUUUUAACUUGUUUGCCUAUUAAUUAAAGAAAGACUGUGUACUGUGUACUGCAGCAUGCGAAGUAAGCUUAUUUAAGGGAAAGUCCUAAGUUGUGAAAUGAUAGUUUUACUUUUUUGUUUUGGAUUCAACACCUGAUUGAGCAUGAUAGCUUGUUUGGUGGAAUUUUGCCUGUUAAGAUUUAGGGUUGUGUAACAUUGGUUCUGAUUACUACAGUAAUGAUGUUUGAGCUGAGUGAAUACACCAGCAUGAUGACUAUUUGGAUAAGGAUGAAGACAGUGGCUGUUUUGACAGAUGAAAAUUGUUGCUUUUUGGUUACUCACUCACUACAUUUUAUCAGAAGUUGCAUAAUGCAUUUGCUUCUCAGAGGGUUGUGUGAUGUAGAGCUGAGUUUAGAAUAUUAUGGGAUGUUACCUAAGGCUGGGCAGCAGGACCUACGCUCGGCCAGAUGAAGCCUCCGUAGACUAAUGGAAACGCCUUUAGGUGCUCUGCCAGGUUUGCACAACAACAACAGCCGUUUCCAAAUCCAUUAUCCAGUCAGUCCCAGUAAUUGGCUUGAGUGUAUUCAUACUCUGUCAUACACAAACACACAUGCUGCACUCCCUUGCCCUCAGUGAGGGGCGGCCUGGGAGCAGAAAUCGGCCCUGGCAUUUCUAACACGUUGACAAAAAAUUUCCUGAAGGCCUCUACACCGGCCCCAUUUAUUAGCCAGAUAAUGAUCGUUUUGCGCUAAAAAAAACAAGUUAGACCAGCCCACUGGGCUAAAUAUGGACCAGCCCAUUUCGGGCAAAUGCCAGAUGGCCGGUCCGCCCCUGCCCUUAGUCCUCGCCCAUUCAGUUAAAGGGCUGGGGAGAAAAAGGCGGUUAUCUGUAAAUUAUAGUUUUAAAUAGUGUGCUGCUUUCUUUGACGCCCUAUGAUAAUUACUGCUUAUGUUAUCGUUUCUCAUUUAGUAAACUGCCAGACUCUCUGACAUAAUGCUUGAAAAAAUACUGGUUUGAAAAGCCAGUUUUAGGCGUAGCCUAUUUUAGGUUUACUGGUAGUUUGGGUUCUGUCGUCCUGCCCUCUGGCGCCCCCAUCCACAGUCUGGCUGGAUGUGGCAGUGCAGCAGGUAAGGGCAGGGCCCAGUGGUUUUAAAUGCUGCAACGCUGUCACCGGUUAGUUUCAUAAGAACAGAACAGUAUUUAGCCUACACUAUACUUUACCCUAUUUAUGUUUUGGUGAUAUUUUCAAUAUCCUCAAACUCAAAACACUCAACAGCUGUACUGGACUGAAAAUCUGCUCAAGUCGUUUGGCUCCUGAGUGGCGCAGUGGUCUAAGGCACUGCAUCGCAGUGCUAACUGUGCCACUAGAGAUCCUGGUUCGAAUCCAGGCUCUGUCGCAGCCGGCCGCGACCAGGAGACUCAUGGGCGGCGCACAAUUGGCCCAGCGUCGUCCAGGGUAGGGGAGGGAAUGGCCGGCAGGGAUGUAGCUCAGUUGAUAGAGCAUGGCGUUUGCAACGCCAGGGUUGCGGGUUCGAUUCCCACGGGGGGCCAGUAUAAAAAAAUAUGUAUUCACUAACUGUAAGUCGCUCUGGAUAAGAGCGUCUGCUAAAUGACUAAAAUGUAAAUGUAAAUGUAAAAUGUUACAUAGUUGACUGGACUGUUCUAGAUUGUUCUCUAAUCAGGUCCCCAUGCCUCUUCUCUACAUACUGCUCUGUAUUCUGAUGCUUUACUCUCAUCUCCAUGACCUUUCACCUGGAUUAUUCCUAACCCCAGUGGUGUUCUUCACAGCAUUAUCAAUUAAUAUUAAAUAUUUUUAUUUUGUUGUUUAUUUUUUACUCUGUGGAAGGUCAAGUCAAGAGUCUCCCGAUGUGAUACUAUUGCUGUCUAAUAGUGCCCUCUUCUGGGGGAUAAUGUUACCACACACUACACUGAAAUGGCCAUCAUUCAUUUUCUUCUUAAAUACUGUGUUUCCAAAUGGCUCUGUUUCUCUACUUUGUAAACUCUCUCCUCUCAACUUUUGACUUUCUACUGGUUUCUUUGUCUGUUUCCUGUUUCCUACUCUCCUAAAGUGAGUCCUUAUUUUCCUCUCUCUCUCUCUCUCUCUCUCUCUCUCUCUCUCUCUCUCUCUCUCUCUCUCUCUGGUUCCAGUCUGCUUAAAGCCCGGCUACGUUCAGAGCUCCUGGAGCCCUUAGCAGCAGAGCAGAGGAGAUGAUGCAGUACCUCCUGAGACUCCCCUCAUCCUCACAUUCCUCCUUCCUUCAGCCUCCUCCUUCCUCCUCCCUUCAGUUUCCUCACCCCUCAAACCUCAGCCACAAUCAGACUAGGGGCUCCUCUUUCACCUCUCCUCUCUCCUCCCUCUUUCAGGGUGCUUUCUAAUUAUCUCUCUCCUCUCUCUCGCUCUCUCUAUUUCUCCCUCUCUCUCUCUUUCGCUCCCUCUCUCCCGCUCUGCUCUGUCUCUGGGUUCCUGCUCUGAGGUUGUGUCUCUGUUGAAACUCUCACAUUCUCCAAACAGAGUUAAAUAAACAGAUAAACAGUCUGUUGGUGCUUCAUGUUCAUGAAAUAAAACAUUUUUUUCUAUUCAUUACUUAUGUAACACAAAUAAUUUGCUACAACUUUAGUCUGUCUGGCAAGUACUCUGCAUACCAGUCUACUGAUAAGGUGCUGUCACAUUCUAAAGUGAUAAAUUAAGAUGUUUUUGCAUGCCAGAUUUUUUAAAGAAACUUUGUAGCUAAUAUGUGGUAACACCAGUCUCAAACAGCAGACUGCGCUAGAGUUAUUCAAUUCAUUUGAUCAGUUUGUUUCAUUAAACAUUUUACAUUGGGAGUCAUUUAGCAGACGCUCUUAUCCAGUGCGUACUUUUUUCGUACUGGUCCUCCGUGGGAAUCGAACCCACAACCCUGGCGUUGCAAGCGCCAUGCUCUACCAGCUGAGCCCCACGGGGCCCUGUGGUCAGAGAUGAGGUCAUACGGCUCAUCAAGGACAUCAUGUUUAAAAGCCCCAUUCAUGUCUUUGUUACUUUUUAGGUUUAUGUGUUGCUUAUGGUAAAAAUGAAGUUAGUAAUUGAGUUACGGACAGGGACACAGUCUACUUGUAUUGCAGUCAGAACACAUUGCACAUGCAUAGUAGCCGCCUCUCGGCUGACCUCUCCUCCUAUUGGCUGGGGCUUGUCAGGAACCAAGCACUAGUGUUUUUCUACAAGACUUAUCUUGUCUUUGAGUUCUCUUAAGCUUUCACUUUAUUUAGCUUUUUGUUUUCUCAUUGGAGCUGGACUCAAACCUAAAGGUGCGUUCCAAAUGGUACCCUAUUGUCUACCAGAGCCCUAUGGGUCCAGAGCCCUAUCUAUGGGUCCAGAGCCCUAUCUAUGGGUCCAGAGCCCUAUCUAUGGGUCCAGAGCCCUAUCUAUGGGUCCAGAGCCCUAUCUAUGGGUCCAGAGCCAUAUCUAUGGGUCCAGAGCCAUAUCUAUGGGUCCAGAGCCCUAUCUAUGGGUCCAGAGCCCUAUCUAUGGGUCCAGAUCCCUAUCUAUGGGUCCAGAUCCCUAUCUAUGGGUCCAGAUCCCUAUCUAUGGGUCCAGAGCCCUAUCUAUGGGUCUUGGUCAAAAGUAGUGCAUAAAGAAGAAAUAGGGUGCUAUUUGGGACGUGGACUUUGUAAUCUAAUGGGGAGAGAUUUUAUUAUGAAGAUAACUUUGAUAAUGCUGGUCAUGUUGUAUAAAGUCACUGCUGGACAGUUUGUUUGUUUUUGACCCAUUUGAUCUUUGAAUUUUCUGAAAGAUAUUUAGCAUUUAUUUAGGAUUGACAGAUACAUGACAAACAUAUUGCUUUAUGUACAGAGAGCAGACUCUAUGGAUAACUUGCUUUAUGUACAGAGAGCAGACUCUAUGGAUAACUUGCUUUAUGGACAGAGAGCAGAUUCUACGGAGAACUUGCUUUUGUGACCGUUGUUUGAAACAGAUUGUUGUGAUACAUGGCUGUUGCACUUUGGUCUGUCAGAACUCAAUAAAUGUAUUUUCUGCUUUGACUUUCCUUCUCCAUUUUCCCUUUUUUCCUCUCCAUCUGCAAAACAAGGAACCUCAGCUAAAGCCCAUUAUCCUACUAAGGGCUCUAUUCAAUCAGAUCAGCUUUAUCCGACAUCUGCAUAGCGGUUGUUUUGGCGGUGGCGGUACUGCGUUAGAGCUGUCCAAUCCACAAGCGGUUCCUGGCGUUACACCUAAAGCGGACAUUGCCAUUUUAGUCUUUUUUUUUUUUUUAGCAGACGCUCUUAUCCAGAGCGAUUUACAGGAGCAAUUAGGGUUAAGUGCCUUGCUCAAGGGCACAUCGACAGAUUUUUCACCUAGUCGGCUCAGGGAUUAGAACCAGCGACCUUUCGGUUACUGGCACAACGCUCUUAACCACUAAGCUACGUGCCGCCCCAUUGGCUGCACUGAGUUGCAUUAACAGAAAUCCCAUGCAGACCUGUUUAUAAGUUGGAACACAGGAAUGUGUGAUGUAAUCUACACCUUGAUUAGGCUGAUAGAAAUCCUAAUUUCAUUGAAUUAUUUAUAUUCUAUUUGAGUGUCAUCAUUUCUAUAUAGCCUAGACUUUCUUGUUCUGACCUUCUAAGGAGAGUGGGGCAGGUGUGGCUUCGUGACAAUCGCAAGAGCGGCUGCUCACCGAUUUGACAGCUCCAACGCCAAAACAUCUGCUAUCGACAGUUAACGCUUGAUCUGAUUUGAAUCUACGCCCAAAUCUACACUCAUAGACAACACAUACUGUUAGAUGAAACAUACACUUUAUAGUCAUAGAGAUAUGCUUUGAGUUUCUGUGGCAUGCUUGAAUUUAAUCAUUUCCGAUAAUGUUGAAAACACAUUGGCGUGUAAGAGAUUAAUUUGAAAGAUUAAUGUUUGAGAAUAACGUUAGCUACACAAUCUGUCAAAAUGAUUACCUAACCCAGUCAAUGUUAACUAUACUGAACAGUAAAACUGAUUACCUUACCCAGUCAAUGUUAACUAUACUGAACAGUAAAACUGAUUACCUUACCCAGUCAAUGUUAACUAUACUGAACAGUAAAACUGAUUACCUUACCCAGUCAAUGUUAACUAUACUGAACAGUAAAACUGAUUACCUUACCCAGUCAAUGUUAACUGCUAAAUGGUAUAUUAUUAUUAUAUAUUGUUAACUAUACUGAACAGUAAAACUGAUUACCUUACCCAGUCAAUGUUAACUAUACUGAACAGUAAAACUGAUUACCUUACCCAGUCAAUGUUAACUAUACUGAACAGUAAAACUGAUUACCUUACCCAGUCAAUGUUAACUGCUAAAUGGUAUAUUAUUAUUAUAUAUUGUUAACUAUACUGAACAGUAAAACUGAUUACCUUACCCAGUCAAUGUUAACUAUACUGAACAGUAAAACUGAUUACCUUACCCAGUCAAUGUUAACUAUACUGAACAGUAAAACUGAUUACCUUACCCAGUCAAUGUUAACUGCUAAAUGGUAUAUUAUUAUUAUAUAUUGUUAACUAUACUGAACAGUAAAACUGAUUACCUUACCCAGUCAAUGUUAACUGCUAAAUGGUAUAUUAUUAUUAUAUAUUAUUAACUAUACUGAACAGUAAAACUGAUUACCUUACCCAGUCAAUGUUAACUGCUAAAUGGUAUAUUAUAUUAUAUAUUAUUAACUAUACUGAACAGUAAAACUGAUUACCUUACCCAGUCAAUGUUAACUGCUAAAUGGUAUAUUAUUAUUAUAUAUUGUUAACUAUACUGAACAGUAAAACUGAUUACCUUACCCAGUCAAUGUUAACUGCUAAAUGGUAUAUUAUUAUUAUAUAUUAUUAACUAUACUGAACAGUAAAACUGAUUACCUAACCCAGUCAAUGUUAACUGCUAAAUGGUAUAUUAUAUAUUAUUAACUAUACUGAACAGUAAAACUGAAAUAUUGUUCUUGUUGUUUACCACUGUAUGUAACUAACAGCCAGGUUAACCCUUUGUCGUUAAAGAUGGGAUCUCUGGGGGGAUGAGAGUAAUGGGCUGUAUCCUCCUCUCCCCUGCCCCAGGAGCUCCACGGCCCUUCAGCCGCCGUACGGCUCCAGCUCCCCUCCUCACCCCCACGGCAAGGUCAACAAGCUCCCCUCCGUCAGCCAGCUCAUCAACCCCCAGCAACGCAACACGCUCACCCCUUCCUCCAUGGCCCAAGGCCUGACUGACAGUAAGUGUGCCUUACCCCCUUUGUAUAGUGAGAGAUUCUGCCCCCCCCCCCCCGACUCUCUGUCUGUCUGGCCCCUGUCCUGUCUGGCCCCUGGCCUGUCUGGCCCCUGUCCUGUCUGGCCCCUGUCCUGUCUGGCCCCUGGCCUGUCUGGCCCCUGUCCUGUCUGGCCCCUGUCCUGUCUGGCCCCUGUCCUGGCUGGCCCCUGUCCUGUCUGGCCCCUGUCCUGUCUGGCCCCUGGCCUGUCUGGCCCCUGGUCUGUCUGGCCCCUGUCCUGUCUGGCCCCUGGCCUGUCUGGCCCCUGGCCUGUCUGGCCCCUGUCCUGUCUGGCCCCUGUCCUGUCUGGCCCCUGUCCUGUCUGGCCCCUGGCCUGUCUGGCCCCUGGCCUGUCUGGCCCCUGGUCUGUCUGGCCCCUGGCCUGUCUGGCCCCUGUCCUGUCUGGCCCCUGUCCUGUCUGGCCCCUGUCCUGUCUGGCCCCUGGCCUGUCUGGCCCCUGUCCUGUCUGGCCCCUGGCCUGUCUGGCCCCUGGCCUGUCUGGCCCCUGGUCUGUCUGGCCCCUGGCCUGUCUGGCCCCUGUCCUGUCUGGCCCCUGGCCUGUCUGGCCCCUGUCCUGUCUGGCCCCUGGCCUGUCCUCCUUCCUCCACCACCCCUGCUUGUUUUUUUCCCAGUCUUUCUGUGUCUGGGCCGUUGUCGUACCUCCACUGCCCGCCUCCGCCAUCUCCAGUACCACGCCCCCUCUGGGCCGAUCAUGUGACACGCGUCAGGCAGGAUAGCGGUACCUGUCUGGGAGGGGUGUGUAGGGGGCCACUGUACAACUCUCAGCCCCCCCUGUCAGAACGCUUCCUCCCAUGGGUCAAUGUGAUCCCUGUUGAGACCCUGUUCCUCCCCUGCUCCUCCCCUCUGGGGCCUCUCUCCUUCCAAUCACGUAUUGUUGUUGAGAUGCCCCGCUCCCACUAUCUUCUGUUGAUAUUACACAAUCUCAGAGAACGUUAAGAGUUCUUACAUUUGUCCAGCCUCGUCCCUUCGCUUUAUGGCAAAUAGGUGGGCGGGCUGAAAAACGAAUGACAGAUUGUCGCUUUAUAAGAGUACUGCUCACGGAAGCUUGUUUCUCUAGUGACGUUCACUGCACCUCAUCUACAUAAUAUCUGAACUAUGGUAUGGUGCUGGAGAUAAUACAUUUGAAAUUUUAAAAAACGGCAGAUUGCCCCAUUUUAAAAGUCGCUCACACUAGUCUGUUUGAUUCUCUAGGGACUUCGAUGAUGGGCCACGUGGCAGUAGAUUGCUUCCUUUAUAGAGAUAAAACUGAUCUAUCUCUGGUUUCUGUAGUGACUCCGAUGAUGGGCCACAUGGCUAUGAAUGCUGACAUGUCGGCCCUGAGCCCCGCACACGUCCUGCAGCCUCAGUUACCCAUGGUGCCCAGCUCUCACUGCACCCCCCCGCCUCCCUACCCCAUGGACAGCAGCAUCUCCAGGUACCUAGCUAAACAACCGCCAGUGGAGGCUGGUGAAGGAAGGAUGGCUCAUAGUAAUGGCCGUAAUGGAAUGACUUAUGGUAUCCAUCUCUGUUUUGAUACUGUUCCAUUAAUUCCAUUCCAGCCAUUACUAUGAGCCCGUCCUCCGAUUUUAGUGGCACCAGCCACCACUGAUAACCACACAUCUGUUGAUGCUCUUGGACAGUUGUGGGCACUAUAAAGUCAGGACAAGACGCGCAAUAUUGACAGAACUUUUGCAACACGGCUCUAUAGCGUCUCCAAUCGAUAGUUUGUCACCAAAACCUGAACCACUCUACAAGGAGUGCCUGCAUCUGACAAGACAUCUCUCUACUGUUGGCCAUUCUUGUCUAACACACUGUUAUUACAAGAAUGCUGAGGUGCUAUUUUUAUUUUCCCUACUGACCCUGUUCCCCCCUCUCCGUGUCCUGUUGCAGCUUUCUUCUGCGGCUGGGCUGCGCAGCCUGCCUGGACUACUUCACAGCACAGGGCCUGACCAACAUCUACCAGAUCGAGAACUAUAACUUGGAGGUGAGGCCUUGCCUGUCACACGCACUGCAUCUGUUAAACUCAGAGAGAAGGGUCGGGUGGCUUCAAGAGGCCUGAGCCUUUGUGUAAGCAAGAACAAAUAAAUGAAAAAAUAUUUAUAUCUGAAGUCGUCUUGUCUAUUUCUGUAUGCGGACCUGAACUGCUCUUCAUUUUUUGGGCUGCCUGACUCAGCCUGAGAGCAUUGUCUUCCGGGAGAGGGCGUCAUUACAUUUACAUUAUUUAGCAGACGCUCUUAUCCAGAGCGACUUACAAAUUGGUGCAUUCACCUAAUGAUAGCUAGUGGGAUAACCACUUUACAAUAAAAGAUAUGUUUAGAGUAUAUUUUUAAUUUUCAUUUGUUUUAUAUUGAUUUUUAUUUUUUUAUAUUUUUUUAUCCUAUUGUCUUUUUUUGGGGGGGGGGGGGGGGGGGGUAGAAGUAUUACUAACGUGUCAGCGUUGCCAUGAACUAUCAGUGCAGAUGGAGUCGUCUAUCUGAUGUAAGACUAUUGCCUUUUGGGCCGCCUGGGGCCCUGGCCUUUUGGGCCGCCUGGGGCCCUGUGCCUAUCCUGAGAGAAAGAAGACUAAACAAGGCUAAAGAGACUAACCCCCAGUGUGUGAUGUCAUCCCCGUCCACAGGACCUGUCCCGGCUGAAGAUCCCCCAGGAGUUUCAGCACAUCAUCUGGAAGGGCAUCAUGGAGCACCGGCAGAGCAUGGAGUUCUCCCCUCCCCCCCACAUCCUACGUACCUCCGGCGGGGCCUCCACCGUCAGCUUAGGGUCCUCCGAGGCCCGGAGCGAGCGGGUCAUCGACGCUGUGCGCUUCACCCUGCGCCAGACCAUCUCAUUCCCACCGCGCGACGACUGGUCCGACUUCUCCUUCGACCUGGACUCCCGACGCAACAAGCAGCAGCGCAUCAAGGAGGAGGGGGAAUAGAGAAACUCUCACACCCUGGGAGGAAUUUCAAUCUAAGGCUGUUGACAAGCGCACUGCAACAAUGGGCCUGUAAAAGGCAAUUUCCCUGACGUUCAGAGAUCGGCUAUUACAGUAAACGCUGUGGAUGUCGGCUCAAGCGCACAUUACCAUUAAAAGUCGAGUGCAGUACGCUUGUCGGCAAUGGGCCUUGGAUUGAAGCCCUGCCUCUGUCAUACACCUGUUGACCAACCACUCCCGUAUAAUGGUACAGAACUAGGAAAUCUCUGCU
This is a messenger RNA of Coregonus sp. 'balchen', 24268 nucleotides long. NCBI's taxonomy places the organism in Eukaryota, Metazoa, Chordata, Actinopteri, Salmoniformes, Salmonidae. The record is from the annotation of a GenBank genome assembly.